AUGGAUAUAUUCAACUGUCAGUAUUGCUCAAUAUCCCCUUUCGAUUUCAUUUUAGGUUUUAUAUAUGGUGAAAAACCACCCGAAAAAGAUGAAAAAAAGAGCUCGAACAAUAGCAGCAGUAAUAAUGUAUCCCAAGUAGUAUCAAAAGUAGGAGAAGAAAUAGAAAAAAGAUCGACAAAUGAAAUUCUACUUUUAUGCAGAGCUUGGGAAAAUUAUGUUCAUCCAAGGGCCAAAGAAUACUGGAAAGACUCACAGCAACUUCAAAACAUUCUAUGUAAAAUUGCCAGUGGUAUUACAAAAAAUGACGACCCAAUUUUAGGAGAUGAUUACGCAUGCGUUUUUUGGUAUGGAGAUAAAAAUAAAAAUGAUAACUUUCCAAUCAUAUCAGUUAAAAAGGGGAAUGACAAUGUCGAAACGAUUACUUAUGUUAACAGGGUCCUUAUAUUUCUUUAUGCAGAUGAAGCUAGUUUUCAGGAGUUACAGAAAAAACCAAAAAAAGCUUUUACAAUGGCAUGUGGGAAUAUAAACUGCAUCAACUUGACACACAUUUCUUUAGAUGAUUAG
This is a messenger RNA of Plasmodium malariae, 564 nucleotides long. Its product is annotated as conserved Plasmodium protein, unknown function. The transcript is spliced from 4 exons. The coding region runs from base 1 to 564 and encodes 187 amino acids. The record is from RefSeq and is a predicted model, not a curated record. Lineage: Eukaryota; Apicomplexa; Aconoidasida; Haemosporida; Plasmodiidae.